Messenger RNA from Trichosurus vulpecula (common brushtail), 1359 nucleotides. It is a transcript of the gene TRMT9B, whose product is annotated as tRNA methyltransferase 9B (putative). Bases 1 to 1359 code for a protein of 452 amino acids. The record is from RefSeq and is a predicted model, not a curated record. Gene Ontology annotation, biological process: tRNA wobble uridine modification. Gene Ontology annotation, molecular function: S-adenosylmethionine-dependent methyltransferase activity; tRNA binding. Lineage: Eukaryota; Metazoa; Chordata; Mammalia; Diprotodontia; Phalangeridae. The transcript has 3 exons. Gene Ontology annotation, cellular component: cytoplasm; nucleus.
AUGGAGCCCGAGGCUGCUGCCCAGCUGGAAAGACAGCAUGUUCACAAGGUCUACGAAAGCACAGCCGCCUACUUCAGGGACCUGCAAGGCAAAGUCUGGCCCCGAGUCCGCCACUUCCUCUUGGAGCAGAAACCUGGCAGCCUCAUUGCAGACAUAGGUUGUGGGACUGGAAAGUAUCUCCAAGUCAACAGCCAAGUGUACAAGCUGGGCUGUGACUACUGUGGGCCCUUGGUGGACAUCGCGCAUAGCAAGGGAUGUGAGGUCCUGGUGUGUGACAACCUGCGUCUGCCCUUCCGAGACCACAGCUUUGAUGCCAUCAUCUCCAUUGGCGUCAUCCACCACUUUUCAACAGCACAAAGGAGGACCCGAGCCGUGCAGGAAAUGGCUCGGGUGCUGGCCCCCGGAGGACGAAUCAUGAUCUAUGUCUGGGCCAUGGAAAAGAACCACCGACACUUUGACAAGCAGGAUGUGUUCAUUCCCUGGAACCCUGCCCUGUGUUCCCAGCUCCUGGCAGAACCAGCUCCCUCAGGACAGAAACACGUGUGUGGACAACCCAGAGUCAUCCCCAUCAGGCCCCUACAACGCCCAGCCUGCUCUGUCUGUGGCUACCCUAUGUGCCAUCAGAAGAGGCAGGAGUCCCAAAGGUCCCACAGUCUGGAUGGUUCUGGAACUCCUGGCUGCUGUGGGAAGUUGGUGGAGGUGAGGGACGAGGACAAUGGUUUCUACAACAUUUUAGGGAGGUCAUUCCGCUCCUGGUUUUUCUCCCGAUCCUUGGAUGAAUGCACUCUAAAAGAGCAGGUGGAGAAGGAUGAGCAUGCCACUGAGGAGUGGGCCCCUUGUCACCCUGUGUCUGUCCAGCCUUUGAAGCUCCAUCAUCUAGACCUUGGUGAUCAGGAGCCAUUGUCAAAAGAACAAGAUGGCACCACUGAUCAUAGGCUCAUACAAACCACAGAGUGUCAAUCAGCACCAGGUGUGCCAAGGACCCUACUCAGAGUGCCCCACAAAGACACUCAGAACCAGCAGCAAGGGGGCUGCUUUCUCAGGCAAUCUACAGUGGGGCAAAGCUGCAGGUCAGCCCGCCCUCAGGGGACAGGGAAGCAGGCUACCAGUCAGCUCUGGAAAAGGACCUCCCUCCCCCCUCCCUUCAUCAGCCUGGCAGCCGCCAUGUCCACUGGGGCAUCCCAGGCAGAGUCACUGGGCUCCAAAGCCUUCACCCGUUACUACCACGUGUUUCGAGAAGGGGAACUCUGCCACUUGCUAGAGCAGCACGUGCCGGAGCUCCAGGUCCUGAGUUCAAUCAAUGAUCACGGCAACUGGUGUGUUGUUGCCGAGAAGAAGCCAGGGAUGAUGGGCCACUGA